Molecule: messenger RNA, 1175 nt
Organism: Anoplopoma fimbria (sablefish)
Lineage: Eukaryota; Metazoa; Chordata; Actinopteri; Perciformes; Anoplopomatidae
Gene: znf830
Product: zinc finger protein 830
Exons: 1
Coding region: 92-1162 (356 amino acids)
Biological process (GO): mitotic DNA damage checkpoint signaling; nuclear DNA replication; mitotic DNA replication checkpoint signaling
Cellular component (GO): nucleus; spliceosomal complex
Molecular function (GO): nucleic acid binding; zinc ion binding
Source: RefSeq, a predicted model, not a curated record
CUUCGACGCGAGUUCGUUCCUCCUACGUCAUCUUCGAGCGACGCAUUUUUACUAAAUCGCAAGAAAGUAGCUCGCUGCUUUGUUUUCAAGAAUGGCGUCCUCAAAGAAGGGGAAAAAAGUUGUAAAUCAGGAGGAACUUCGGCGCCUGAUGAGGAUAAAACAAAGACAGACAACAGACAAGAAGCGCGUGGAGUCUCCUUUUGCUAAAUAUAACAGUCUCGCGCAUCUCAGCUGCACCUUGUGCAACGUGCAGGUGAAGUCUGAGCUGCUGUGGCCGGCGCAUGUUCUCGGAAAACAGCAUAAAGAGAAAGUAGCCGAGCUGAAGGGAGGGAAGAGUCAACCAGUGGCACCACAGAGUCAACCAGUGGCGCCACAGAGUCAACCAGUGAAGAGGAGAGCGCCCGACAGCGAGGACAACAAGGGGAAGAGGGUGAAGCCCUCCUCGGAUGCGGGUCAGUCUACGUCAUCGGAGCUGCCAGGUGAUUUCUUUGAGAAACCCAACGAGAAGGGGGCUGUUUCUACUCAAACAUCUGCAGGUCUGAGUCUGCUGGCUGGGGUUUAUGAUGAUGGAGAUGAUGAUGAUGAUGAUAAUGAAGAGGAGGCAGGUGAGGCAGGAACCACAAACCCUGCUCCUCCUCCUGCAAAGACUGAAGCUGCAGGACUACCCGAUGACUUCUUUGACAGCUCCCUCCCGUCCACACCCGCCAUCUCCCACUCAGGAUCCAUCCUGAAGGCAAACGUGGUGGAGAAAAGCGCAGAAAAGAAAGAAAACAGCGCAGAGGCACUGCCGGAGGGCUUCUUCGACGACCCUGUCAGAGACGCCAAAGUGCGCAACGUGGACGCGCCCAAAGAUCACAUGGACAAGGAGUGGGAAGAGUUUCAGAAGGAGAUACGACAGGUGAACACCAAGUCAGAGGCCAUCGUGGCGGAGGACGACGAGGAGGGUCGCCUCGAACGACAGAUUGAUGAAAUCGAUGAACAGAUCGAGUGUUAUAAGAGAGUUGAAGUUCUGAGAGACAAGAGGGAUGUGGUGAAGAGCAAGGUGCUGCCCAGUGCGGAGGAACAGAUGGAGGUAGAUGGCAGCGAUGAGGAAGAAGAGGAUGAAGAGGAGCUGCUUGGGCUUUUGUACCAUGACUGGAGGGCUAAAGGGGCACUGGCCUAGGUCUCUCUAGAGC